Molecule: messenger RNA, 2264 nt
Organism: Emericellopsis atlantica
Lineage: Eukaryota; Fungi; Ascomycota; Sordariomycetes; Hypocreales; Bionectriaceae
Product: L-Aspartase-like protein
Exons: 18
Coding region: 321-1868 (515 amino acids)
Biological process (GO): 'de novo' AMP biosynthetic process
Cellular component (GO): cytosol
Molecular function (GO): (S)-2-(5-amino-1-(5-phospho-D-ribosyl)imidazole-4-carboxamido) succinate lyase (fumarate-forming) activity; N6-(1,2-dicarboxyethyl)AMP AMP-lyase (fumarate-forming) activity
Source: RefSeq, a predicted model, not a curated record
GAUGAGCAAGCAGCUUCUUGAUAUUCAAUAUCUUCAGUAAGAAGCAAUUAGGUAGAACUACCCUUGGGGGGCAUCUCAAGCCAGCCGAGUAAGGCUAUCGCUAUCACAGCCACAGGCCUCAUAGUGGGCAGCUCAAGCCGAGCCGUCACGAAAAAACGCCGUUCAGCGACUCCCCGCACCAAAACUCCAGUCAAUGGUUGAGAGUCUAAUUAUUAUCGCCAUCUGCCCACUCGACAAAAUUUUCCCAUACAACAACUGUCAUUGUGAAACCUUGGACGGCGGAAUAAACAACCCAAUUUGUUCACCCCCCUUCAUUCGACAUGGCUGCCACCAACGAGGCCGCCCAGGCCAAGAUCGAGGAGCUGCAGCAGCAGAUUGAGCAACUCCAACAACAGGCCCAAGGCUCGACGACGAGCAGCUUUGAUGUCUACAGCACCAGUCUGACAUCCCGCUACUGCAGCAAGGAGCUCACGUUCCUCUUCAGCCAGAGGUCCAGGCACUCCACCUGGCGCAAGCUCUGGCUGGGUCUUGCCGAGGCCGAGUCGGAGUUGGGCGUCACGAGCAUCACCCCAGAGGCCCUGAAGCAGAUGCGCGAGGCGCUCACCGUGACCGACAAGGAUUUCGAGGCGGCCAAGGUCGAGGAGAAGAUCAGGCGUCAUGAUGUCAUGGCUCACGUCCACGCCUUUGGACUGGUAGCGCCAGCUGCCGCGGGCAUCAUCCACCUGGGCGCCACCUCGUGCUUUGUCACGGACAAUGCCGAGCUCAUUCUUAUGCGCGAUGCUUUGGACAUUUUGAUCAACAAGAUGGCCAAGGUCAUCUCCAACCUGCAGGCUUUCUCUCUCCAGUGGAAAUCGGAGCCGACACUGGCCUACACUCAUCUGCAGAGCGCCCAACCCAUCACCGUUGGACGUCGCUCCGCCCAAUGGGUUCAAGAUCUGGUCAUGGAUCUCGAAGCCCUCGAGGCUGUUCGCAAGGGCUUGAGGUUCCGUGGCGCCCAAGGCACAACCGGUACCCAGGCCUCUUUCUUGGAGAUCUUCGAAGGAGACCAUGAGAAAUGCCUCGCGCUCAACGAGAAGCUCUGCCAACGCUUUGGAUUCCCCAGCUGCUACGACAUUUCCACGCAGACCUAUACUCGCAAGGUUGACACCAUCGUUGCCAAUGCCGUUGCUGGUAUCGGUGCCUCGGCCUCCAAGAUUGCUGGCGAUUUGAGGCAUCUUGCAUCUUGGAAGGAGAUUGACGAACCUUCUGAAAAGUCACAGAUUGGCUCCAGUGCCAUGGCAUACAAGAAGAACCCGAUGCGCUGUGAGCGCGUCUCCUCUCUCUCUCGCGUUCUCAUGUCCAAGACGGUCACAUUCAACCAGACCCACGCCACCCAGUGGAUGGAGCGAAGCUUGGAUGACAGUGCCUGCCGCCGCAUUGACAUUCCUGAGAUGUUCCUCUUGGCAGAAGCCAUUCUGAUCGGCCUGGACAACGUUUCAGCGGGCUUGGUGGUGUACCCCGGCAGCAUCAGGGCCCACUACAUGUCCGAGCUACCCUUUAUGCUGACCGAGGCGAUCAUCAUGAAGCUGGUUGCCAAGGGCGCCUCCCGUCAAGAAGCGCACGAACACAUUCGCGUCCUUUCGCAGGAAGCGGCCAAGGUGGUCAAGGUUGAGGGCAAGCCCAAUGACAUGAUUGAGCGCAUCCGCAACAGCGAGUACUUCAAGCCCAUCUGGGGCGAGCUCGACGACAUGAUGAAGCCGGAGCUGUACAUUGGCCGCAGCGUCCAGAUUGUCGACAAGUACUGCGGUCCCGCCGGCCCGGUGGAGAAGGCCCUCGCGCCGUACCAGGAGUACAUCUCGGGCUCUGCUACUGCCGAGCUGAACGUUUAGAUGGGCUGGUGAUAGCGACCGAAUAGGAAUGUCGGUUCAACUGAUGCGGAUGAGGCAAUUUGAUGGGUCAGAAAAGGAUGAGAAAAGUAUGAUGGGCCAACCGUUAUAAAAAGGGGUUCAAUGGCUACCGUUUUCGGGUACAACUGUGGCGCGAAAUGGCAGACGAGGUCUAGAAUCGCGUCGAGCUUGCUUCAACUUGUGCCUCGAGCGAUACCCAGUGAUCUGUUUAGAUCUUGGGGUGUUGUUGCUAUGUUAUGUGUGACUUGUUUUGCGUAUUUCGAGCGAGGCCUCAGAGUACAUGUAAUCAAAGCGAUUUGGCUGGCCUGCUGCAAUCAAGGGGCUUCAAUCUGGGUGACGAGGCCAGCAUAUGUAGUCAUGGACGCCGCACCAUAAGAA